CAUUUUAGGUUUUCUGAGAAAUUACAGCCUAAACGUUUUGUUGGUGACUGGCACUGUGCUAGAUACAUAACUAACCUGUUGUGAUUUUUUGUCUUGCAUUAAGGUUACAUUAGAAUGUGCUGAUACAUUACAAUAAUACAAUACAGUGUUACAUUAAAGUAACAUACUUAUUAUUUUAACAUAAUACUUUAAUUUUAUGUGUCUCUGUUUUUACAUAGAUUGUUUGUCAGUCUGAAAUGCCACCACGCAUCACCCCCCUUAAGGAUGCAAUGCAUCAUGUUGUGUCGAAGACUGACAAAACAUUCAAAUUAGAGGUUAAUUUUAUCAAUGCAGUGAAAGGACGCGGUCUAUUUGCAAAGGGUCCCUUUUGCAAAGGGGAUUUUGUUGUUGAGUACAGGGGUGAUUUAAUUGAUGAUGCAGAACUGCAGAGGAGAAGAAAACGCUACCAUGCAGCCUGUGCUGCAUUUUUGUUUGAGUUCAAAUGGAGAGGGAAAUUAUGGUGUAUUGACGCCUGUAGAGAAGAUGGAUCAUUUGGGCGCAUAGCUAAUGAUGACCACAAAAAACCAAAUUGUAAAAUGAAGAAAGUUGACGUGAAUGGGAAGCCACACCUUUGCUUGUUUGCCCUAACGGAAAUUAAAGAAGGAGAAGAAAUAACGUAUGAUUAUGGAGGAGAUGACUGCCCAUGGAGAUCUCAAAUGACAGCUGGUGACUCUGAUCCUUCCUUCCAGUCACAUUCUGAGAUUCUUGAUAAAUCUGGUCAACAGGACUCUUCUCAAAAGUUGACCCGCAUUGCUGCCAAUUCCAAGUCAGCUGGUGACUCUGAUCCCUCCUUCCAGUCACAUUCUGAGAUUCUUGAAAAAUCUGGUCAACAGGACUCUUCUCAAAAGUUGACCCGCAUUGCUGCCAAUUCCAAGUCAGCUGGUGACUCUGAUCCUUCCUUCCAGUCACAUUCUGAGAUUCUUGAUAAAUCUGGUCAACAGGACUCUUCUCAAAAGUUGACCCGCAUUGCUGCCAAUUCCAAGUCAGCUGGUGACUCUGAUCCUUCCUUCCAGUCACAUUUUGAGAUUCUUGAUAAAUCUGGUCAACAGGACUCUUCUCAAAAGUUGACCCGCAUUGCUGCCAAUUCCAAGUCAGCUGGUGACUCUGAUCCUUCCUUCCAGUCACAUUCUGAGAUUCUUGAUAAAUCUGGUCAACAGGACUCUUCUCCAAAGUUGACCCGCAUUCCUGCCAAUUCCAAGUCAGCUGGUGACUCUGAUCCCUCCUUCCAGUCACGUUCUGAGAUUCUUGAUGAGUCUGGUCAACAGAUUGUGACACAGCUCCAAAAUGAAAAUGAGAUUUCUGUUCCAAGACUGAGACGGACUAAAAGUAUAAUAAUGAAAGAGACAGAUGCUCAAAAUUCUGAUGAGCUCUUUGAUUCUACACCAGAGAGUUCUGAUAAUUACAUUCCAGAUACCACUUCUGAAAGUGAUAGUGAUGCUAGCCUUACACUUAACCCAACAAAACAUCAGCUUCUUAAUGAUGAACUGGAUGUUUGUGAGUCUGACUCUGAGAGUUCCCCUGAUUGUGGCACAGCAACGUCAGACAAAACACACACCUUUACAUCUGAGGGACUUGGAACAAGAGAAGAACCCAGUUCAAGUCAGAACGAGAUCGAUGGAAUAGUUGUCAGUGCAUACCAAAAAAGAGAUGGUAAAAGAGUGUACAACAAGAGACAUUAUUGCUUGUAUUGCUCCAAAUCUUAUGCUAAGAUGGCAAGACAUCUAGAAAGUUCACAUGGAGAUACUACUGAUGUGGCUAGAGCUCUAAGUUUUCCUAAGGGUUCAAAGGAGAGAAAGAAACAGUUGGAUUAUAUUCGCAACAAAGGAAACUAUGCUCACAAUGCAGCCGUUAUGAAAUCAGGGAAAGGAGAACUGGUGCCAUUUAAGCGGCCAUGUAAAAAAGUGCAGGGAGAAGAGUUCAUGCAUUGUGCAUACUGUCAAGGACUUUUUACAAGAAAGGUCCUGUGGCGACAUAUGCGUACUUGUAAACUUAAACCUAAGUCAGUCCCCCCAAAACCCGGAAAAAACCGGGUUCAGUCCAUGUGUACAUACACAGGGCCUGUGCCUUCAGACAUGACCAAACAGCUGUGGGGAGUAAUCAGUGCCAUGAAUCCUGACCCAAUCACAGAUAUAAUAAAAAAUGACAAAGUAAUAACUGAUCUAGGGCAGCACUUGUUAAACAAAGGUGGGCUUUCGGCCAAGAAUAAACAGUGUGUGCGGGAGAAGAUGCGAGAAUUGGGAAGGUUAGUUCACAAUGCUAGGAGAGUCACCUCCUUAAAAACACUGGAAGAUUGUGUAAACCCAUUUAAGUACAUGGAGACUGUCAAAGCUGUCAAGUAUACAUGUGGGUAUGACAGUGAAACUGACAAGUUCAUGAUUCCAUCACUUGCAAACAAGCUUGGGAAUUCCCUGGUUAAAGUAAGCAAACUCUUGAAAGCUCGGGGCUUAAUCUCAAAUGACCAAAAGCUUGUGAAGUAUGCCAGUAAUUUUCAAGAGGUCCAUGCGAAUAAGUGGAAUGAGCUGAUCUCAUCUACAGCAUUGAGGAAUAUCAGGGAAGCAAAGUGGAAUGUGCCUACUCUUAUGCCCUUUACUGAAGAUGCCCAAAAAAUGCAUGCAUUUCUCAAUGAAGCUCAUGACGAGGGUUUCAAAUUACUCUCUGAAAGUCCUUCUACUACAGCUUGGAUGGAGCUGACAAAGGUAUGUUUAUCUCAGAUUAUACUUUUUAAUCGACGCAGGGAAGGAGAAGUGGCGAGCAUGCCUUUAUCUGUAUUUUUAUCAAGAGACACUUCUGAACCACAUGAGGAUGUGGAUUGGGCACUCUCUGAAGUGGAAAAAAAACUCUGCAGACACUUCACAAGGGUUAUCACCAGGGGAAAGCGUGGUCGACCAGUUCCAUUUCUUCUGACUCCAAAAAUGCUGAGCGCCUUGGAACUCCUUGUUGAGCAAAGAGAGAUUUGUGGGGUUUUAAAAGACAAUACCUAUAUGUUUGCAAGACCAGGCGCCAUGACACAUUUUCGAGGAUCAGACUGUCUCCGUGACUUUGCAAAGGCUUGUGGUGCAAAGUGUCCCAAGGCACUGACAUCUACCAGACUGCGAAAGCAUGCCGCAACCCUUUCAACGGUGCUGAAUAUGACAGACACUGAGAUGGACCAGCUGGCAAACUUUCUUGGACAUGACAUAAGAAUCCAUCGUGAAUUCUAUCGACUCCCUGAAAAGACCCUGCAACUUGCCAAGAUCAGCAAAGUUCUAAUGGCUCUUGAACAAGGAAGAUUAGCUGAGUUUCAUGGCAAGAACUUGGAUGAAAUUGGGAUAGAUCCUGAUGAAAAAGUUCUGGAAAGUGAUGAGGAAGAUGAGACCAUACAGGACGAACACUGUUCAUCUACCUUUGUUGAACCAACACAAGAAGAGAUUAUUCAUCCUGCAGAAAUUAAUGAAAUGCCACCACCACCCAAGAGUCGAAAACCACCAUCACCAGAUGAAGAGAUGCCUGCAGGAGCCAGUGGUGUGAGGCCUUCUUCCAAAGGUAAAACUAACCACAAGAAAAAUCCCUGGCAGAAGGCAGAGGUGGAGGCAGUGGAAAGGCACAUGAUGCGGUUCAUCACAUCUUGUACCGUACCAUCGAAGAGUCACUGUGAGAAGUGUUUGAAGGCUGAACCAGAAGCACUAAAGAAACGUGACUGGAAGAGCGUGAAAUUCUUUAUAUAUAACCGCAUUACUGCCUAUAAAAGAAGUUUGCAUUGCAAAUAAGUUUGAAGGUUACCAACUCUCUGGUAUGGCAGUUUUUGUUUUUUGCCAUUUUCUUGUUUUUGCACUUUGGAGGUAAGUUGUUCUAUAAAUACCUACACCGGAGUUUUGCACUCUUUGUAGUCGAUUUCUAAAUUUGUGUUUUUUAUUCUUUUAUUUAUUUUAUUUUUUAUGAAGAAAAUUUGUUUUGGGGGUUCAUUUUACCUCAUAUGUCAUGUGUUUAAUAAACACAUUAAAAGUUAAUUUCAACAUAUUUAAUGUCUUGAUGGUCAUUUAAUAGUUUCUUUCAGAUUUAUUACUGUGGUGAACUAAUAGCUGAUGGUUGGUAAAGCAAUAUCAAUGGAGUGUUAUAUAGAUGUAAAUCAGUACAGCUGUGAUUAGAGGCAUAAGGAUGCAAGUUCAGUACAGUAGACAAUCAUAAUCAAACUAAAAUAGUGCUUUAUCACACAACAAUCAGAGCAAUAUUUUGUUUAUACAACAGUUCAAUGGCACGUGUGUAAAAAACAAAAACGGAGCAUCUUAAAGCCUAUUUUGUGUCAACUACUUCCUUCCACACAAAAGCCCAGAAUGUCAGUUAACUCCCUUACGAAAAUUAACCGUGGUUUUACUACAGUUAAAAAAAAAAACAUGGUUAGUGUAGUAAAACCAUAGUUUUGCUGAUAGUAUUCAAUACACCAAAACACCAUGGUUACUACACUUUUAUUACACAAUUUGUUUAUAAACAGGGUUUGGCAGGUGAAUGUGUGAGUGUCUGUGGCACAUUCUACUAUACACACAUCUAUGACCGUACGGCACAAAUGGUAAAACAAAGCCUUCCAUACUGAUGCUAAAAUGAUCAGAAAGAACUGUUGUUUAUUACAGUUAAAGAACAGUUUGAAGUGGAAUGGUUUAAAGGAUUCUUUUGUAUGCCUGAUAGUUGGAAAAUAUCCAGGCAAUAAUUUACUACCAUUGCAAUAUGUGAAAAGUUCACUGCAAACUUUAAUCACACACGCUAAUUUUAACAAACAUUUUGUAUGGUUUGAUGAUGGCUAAAUGUACAGUAUAACACUUAAGUUGAAUCUUUGCAUCACUAAUACCAUUUGCUGGUGUCACUACACAUGAAUAACCAAUCGAAGCUAAAUUUAAACUGAUAGUGUUUUGUGUAU
Messenger RNA from Misgurnus anguillicaudatus (oriental weatherfish), 4927 nucleotides. The record is from RefSeq and is a predicted model, not a curated record. Lineage: Eukaryota; Metazoa; Chordata; Actinopteri; Cypriniformes; Cobitidae.